GUCCAAUGGUAGGACCGAGCGCUGUAGCCCGCUCCGCGUCCCCGCCGCCGGAGGAGGUGCCCGCACGCUCGCGGCGCGCGCCGGCCCCACACGCUCGGCCUGUGGGCGAUUUCCUCCGGACCCAGGCUCCCGGGCCGAGGAGGAAGAAGAUGCAGACCUUCCUGAAAGGGAAGAGAGUUGGCUACUGGCUGAGCGAGAAGAAAGUCAAGAAGCUCAAUUUCCAGGCCUUCGCAGAGCUGUGCAGGAAGCGCGGGAUAGAGGUCGUGCAGCUGAACCUCAGCCGGCCAAUUGAGGAGCAGGGCCCCCUGGACGUCAUCAUCCACAAGCUGACUGAUGUCAUCCUCGAGGCUGAUCAGAAUGACAGCCAGUCUCUGGAAUUGGUGCACAGAUUCCAAGAGUACAUUGAUGCUCACCCUGAGACCAUCGUCUUGGACCCCCUCCCCGCCAUCAGGACCCUGUUAGACCGCUCCAAGUCCUACGAACUUAUCCGCAAGAUUGAGGCCUACAUGAAAGAUGACAGGAUCUGUUCACCGCCCUUCAUGGAGCUCACGAGCCUGUGUGGGGACGACACCAUGAGGCUGCUGGAGCAGAACGGCCUGGCCUUCCCCUUCAUUUGCAAAACCAGAGUGGCUCAUGGCACCAACUCUCAUGAGAUGGCCAUUGUAUUCAACCAGGAGGGCCUGAAUGCCAUCCAACCCCCCUGUGUGGUCCAGAACUUCAUCAACCACAAUGCUGUGCUCUACAAGGUGUUUGUGGUGGGCGAGUCCUACACAGUGGUCCAGAGGCCCUCACUCAAAAACUUCUCUGCGGGCACGUCAGGCUCCUCCCCAGGACCAUCUCUCAUGCCCCCCGUCUGGACUGGCUCUGGUCGGAGCAGCGGGAGGACUGUCGGGCACACCGGGGUGGCCAGGGGCCUCUGUGCCCCGCUAGCGGGAAGGAUGCCAGAUCGGGAGUCCAUCUUCUUCAACAGCCACAACGUGUCAAAGCCAGAGUCUUCAUCGGUCCUCACGGAGCUGGACAAGAUCGAGGGCGUGUUCGAACGGCCAAGUGAUGAGGUCAUCCGGGAACUGUCACGGGCUCUGCGGCAGGCGCUUGGAGUGUCACUUUUUGGAAUUGACAUCAUCAUUAAUAACCAGACUGGGCAGCAUGCUGUCAUUGAUGUCAAUGCCUUUCCAGGCUAUGAGGGUGUGAGCGAGUUCUUUACCGACCUUCUGAACCACAUUGCCACAGUCCUGCAAGGCCAGAGCACAGGCGGAGCUGCCACGGAGGAAGUGGCCCCGCUGAGGCACAACAGGCUUCUGGCGGACCAGGCCGGUAGCCUGGCUGGUGAGCGGACGUGCAGUGCCAGCCCUGACUGCUGCAGCAGCAUGAAGGGCCAGGACACCCCCUGGAAGACUGAGCCCGAAGCAGGCAACCUGGGUGCCGGCGCCUCUGCCAAGCUGCCGCAUCAGAGACUUGGCUGCACCACCGGUGUGUCCCCCAGCUUCCAGCAGCACUGCGUGGCCUCCCUGGCCACCAAGGCCUCCUCACAGUAGCCACAGAGCCCAGGACCCAGAGGGGCGGCGCAGAGCGUGGAACACACCCACUGGGCCAGCAGCUCCCAACGGGAAACACUACUAAGAAUUCCCGGUGAUCUGAUGCUUCUCUGUUUUAAUUUUUUACCUGAUUUUCUGAUGUUAUGAUCGGAAUGAUGGGGGGAGACGGAGCAGAACACCAGUGGUCCAGCCUUGAGGAUGCCGCCUAACUCCUGCUGUGCAGAUCUCCUCACUGAGUUUACACACGCGUGUGUUCUCAACACUAGGUCUGAAUGUGAAGUGGGGCGUGUGCAUGUUGUGUGUGUGGUUGUCAUGCAAGUGUAUGUAUGCAUGUCUGUCUGUCUUCAUGGCUGCUGUGGGCCAGCCUUCUGGGCACCCCGGAUGGAGGCCCAUGUCUGGCCAGGCUAUUUGCAGCUGAACAGGCAAAAGGACGAACGUUUUCCCUGUUCCUCCCCUCUCCACCUCUGCCCACACCCAGACCUCACUGUCCCUCUUUCCCCAGAUGUGGUCUCCUCCAAAGCUGGCAGUUGGGAGCUCUGUGCUGAGGCUCUGGGUUGUGGGAAGGGGAAAGAAGCUUCCUGUGGGCGGAGCCAAAGCCCCUUAGCUAUUGGCAGUCUUCACUGGCUCUGUGGAAUGCCCCAGGCCACCAUCCUCUCCACCCUGUCUAUUGCUCACUGGGACCCAGGAGGGAGGUCGCCUGGCUAGGAGUCCAGGGGUCUGUCAGGACCCAGGAUGUGUGCUGGGACUUUGAACAAAUCAUUCCAUGAGUCUUCGGGGUGGCUCCUGAGACAGAGAACUGAAGAGCUGACCUAGUGUUCUAGCCCACGAGGAUGCCUGCUGCUCUGUGCCAUCAUCUGGGUCCCGCCUUUUGGGUGAGAGGAGGCUGCCGAUAGGGCUGCUCCUGUACACGCACACCAGCCCCUCCUGGUACAGCCAGGCCCAGCGCAGUGUUCAUGGCAAGUCCCUUGCACCGAGCACCAGGCAGGCCCCCAAGGGAGCUGUGCCUCACUCCAGACUCGCUCUGUCCCCACAGCAGCUGGCAGACUACUCACUGGCCCCAAAGCCCACAGGAAAGGACGCCUGUGGAACCCUGGGUGAGCAGCCCAGGACCCCCAAGGGUGAUCUUGUGUCUUAAGAUAUCCGCUCACUUUGCGAAGAGAACUAGGCCUUUGGACUGUCCUUAGGUCCAAGAAGAUGGAGGACACUAGAGGAAGCACCCAGCAGCCCUAGGGAGGCUACUAAGUGGGACCACGGUGGGGCAUCCUUUGGGCAAGGAGGAGCUGGUUGGCUUUCUUGGAAACAGAACCCCAGGACUAACCACGUUUACAGGACCUGAGUGUUGAACCUGAUGAUGUCUGUAUGUCGCCUUCCCAGGCCUGCCCUGAAUUCAGGGGGUGGGAAGUGUGACCGGCUCUCGCACUGCUUUGUCUCCAGAAUAAACUACUGAGAUCAAACUACA
This is a messenger RNA of Peromyscus maniculatus bairdii (prairie deer mouse), 2994 nucleotides long. RefSeq names its product inositol-tetrakisphosphate 1-kinase (gene Itpk1). Gene Ontology annotation, molecular function: magnesium ion binding; inositol-1,3,4-trisphosphate 6-kinase activity; ATP binding. Gene Ontology annotation, cellular component: cytoplasm. The record is from RefSeq and is a predicted model, not a curated record. Gene Ontology annotation, biological process: inositol trisphosphate metabolic process. Lineage: Eukaryota; Metazoa; Chordata; Mammalia; Rodentia; Cricetidae.